AUGGCCUUGAGAGGCCAGGAGGAUGCGACUCUCAAGCGUCAAGAACCCGUCCAGCCAUCAUCCAUGGUUGUGACAGUCGCCAGCGAGUCAAUCCCAGCCUACGAUGGGGUCAUCAGCCAGAGUUUACGAAUCAACGGCAUGGAUAAGCGACAAUUCAGGCCAGCUAGGCGGGUCACCGGCAAGGCAACUGCUCAGGGAUGGAAACAAACCAAGCUUUCCAAAACUGGCAGGGUUCCAACGCUGAAGCGCACGGUGCCUAUCCUCGAAAACCUAGGAGCCCGGAAAUGA
Messenger RNA from Fusarium verticillioides 7600, 288 nucleotides. RefSeq lists its product as hypothetical. The coding region runs from base 1 to 288 and encodes 95 amino acids. Lineage: Eukaryota; Fungi; Ascomycota; Sordariomycetes; Hypocreales; Nectriaceae. The transcript is spliced from 3 exons. The record is from RefSeq and is a predicted model, not a curated record.